AUAGAAAAUAAUCCCCAUCAGAUUCGUCAGAUCUUCGCUUGUCAGUACUCGGGAGAGAAGAUGAUAAAUCUUAUCCUUCUGUUAUCCCUUGUAUCCAGCGUUAGUUCACAGAGGUUAGGUUCACAGUUGUGCUAUCCAUUUGUGCAGCAAGACUGUCCUUUAGGACAACGUUGUGAACAAGGAAUAUGUCAGCGUGAUAUGUGCUACACGGAUCUAGAUUGUCCUAUUUAUCCUUCAGAGCGUUGUGAAAAUGGAAGAUGUGUUCCAGAAACUCUUGAAUGUGGGGGGAGUUGCAUGUAUUUUCCAGGAAGCAUUUGCGAAAAUGGUCAAUGUGUAUGGCCACCUUCAGCACUAUGUUAUGGAAGAGAUUACCUCCCUUGUUCUUCUGGGUACGUCUGUACAAACGGAUUUUGCGAAAGAGAUCGAGAAUGCACAUCUGAUUCGGAUUGCCCAGAUUCCCAUAGGGCAGAGUGCGUAAAUGGAAAAUGUCAACUAUUUACAAGUAUGUCAUAA
Molecule: messenger RNA, 513 nt
Organism: Saccostrea cuccullata (small rock oyster)
Lineage: Eukaryota; Metazoa; Mollusca; Bivalvia; Ostreida; Ostreidae
Product: tenascin-like
Exons: 9
Coding region: 61-513 (150 amino acids)
Source: RefSeq, a predicted model, not a curated record